AUGGAAUUGUUGGGUGCAUUAGGGCUGUCUAUGAUAUUGGCAUCCCUGGCUCAGAUUGGAUUUUCUCAGGCACAAGAAUGCCCCAUCACCUCCAUCUCCUCCCCCGACGCCUCCUCUCUCCUGGUAACAUGGAACCGUUUCGAGGGGGCGACAAAUUACUUUUUAGACCUGCGGGUGAUUAACAUUACCAAUGUUGCACCGGUGGUGGUCACUGUCCGAGACCCACGGACAGAGACGACUGUGCGCGGCCUAUGGCCUGGUGCCUCCUACACGGUCACGCUCAAAGUGUUCCAGUUUUAUAAUAAGCUGUGCCAAAUGACGCACACAGCAGCCACGGCACCAAAAGAUUCGGAAGAUGAUACGAUAACAACGUGUCUCUCGCUCACACUUUCUCUCUCUUCGUCUGUCUCCCCUUUUCUUCUCCACUGUGCAGUGCCAGCCACGGCUCAGAUAACUUUUUCACAGGCGUUGUCGAGCACAUCUCUGCGGCUGGGAUGGACCAACAUAACGACAGCAGACCACUACUUUCUGCUAGUCGUAUCCAAGGAAUCUGGCGAGCGAUACAACACGACAGUCGUGGGGCUGUGGGCUGAUGUCGAAAACCUGCGGCCGGCUAUGGCCUACGAUUGCUCCGUCUACUCUGUCAACGCGGCCGGCAUUGGGAGCAGCAGUAGAGUGCGGACGGUAUCCACAUUGGUGCAGCCGCCAGGGGCCAUCACAGUGGUGCAGACGGGGAGUCGAACCGCCCGCAUCAACUGGGACAAGGUGGAGGGCGUGCUGAUGUACCACGUGAGCGUCCAGGACGUCACCAGCGGGGCCAGGAGCUCCAACGCCUACAGCACCAACGUCUCCACGACGACGGUGGAGGUGGACGACAUCCUGCCCUGCUCGUCCUACGAGAUCUCCGUCAGCUCCUUCAACACCUUCCUGGAGCACGGAGAGCCCAACACAUACGUCUACACCACAAACAGGUUGAAUCCUGUCACGUCCAUCACGGUGGACUACACGUGUUCGGACAACACGGCGGUGGUGUCGUGGGCCGAGGUGUUUGGGGCCGACUCGUACCGGGCGGAGGCGGAGGGCAAGAACGGCAGCCGGCUGAUGUGCACGGCGGCGGGGGCCACCAGCUGCCAGCUGGAGGGGGUGCCCUGCGGGCAGAGCUACCGCGUCUACGUCAUCGCCAUCUCAGACAACUGCGAGAGCGCCCUCAACAUCAACGCCUCAGCCCACUUCCACUCAGCUCCCUGUCCCCCUGGGGAUCUGUCUCUGUUCCGGGAGUGCUCCAGCAACGCCAUCAUCUUCUCCUGGGGGGAAAACAACUACACAGACUACUACCGGGUGCGUGCGGAGAGCCCCGGCCACGCGGACAUCCCCUGCGUCACCACGGACACCUCCUGCUUCUUCACCAACACCAUGUGCGGACGUCACUACACCUUCACCGUCCACGCCGUCAGCGGCACGUGCCGCAGCCAGGAGAGCACCACCGUCAGCAUCCGCACAGCACCAUGCCAGCCCAAGAACCUGCUGUGCUCAGCGGACUGCAACACAGACGUGCUGACGAGUACGUGGGACGUGGCGGAGGGGGCCACCUCCUACUCGGUGGAGGCCUUCGGGAACCACAACCACAGCGCGCGCUACAACUGCAGCUCGGCCACCAACAGCUGCGCCAUGCCCGGCGUGGCCUGCGGCGAGAGCCUCACCACCUACAUCACCGCCUUCGACGACGACUGCCCCAGCGAGAGGACCCUCGGAGAGGUGGCCGAGACCGUGCCCUGCGUGCCAGAGAAUGUGGUGGCGGAGAUGAAGUGUGGCACAGACUCGGUGACGCUGCAGUGGGACUUUGCGGGCGGCGCCAUCUUCUACAUGGCGAUGGUGAUGGACGGCAGUGGCACCAUGCACGCCUGCAACAGCAUGGGCCGCACCUGCGAGAUCAAGAACCUGGCCUGCAGCACCACCUACCAGGCCUACGUCAUCGCCUCCAACGGGAAGUGCAACUCCUCACGGAGCGAUGUUGUCUCCGUAGAGACAGCCCCGUGUCCUCCAAGCCACAUUGAGACUGAGCUGGACUGUGCAGCGGCCACCGUGACGGUCUCUUGGGCUGCACAGGCUCAAGUGACAUCCUACACGGCCUCUCUGAUGGACCAAUCGGGAGCCUUGCUCAGCUGCAGCUCCAUAAACCAGAACUACUGCCGGGUGACGGACGUGCGGUGCGGAGAGGUGUACGAGGUCACCGUCACCCACCACGAUGGCAUCUGCCCCAGCAUGCCCUCAAGGCCUCUACUCAUAGACUCACUGCCAUGCGGGCCGAUGAACGUGAGUGCCGAGGUGGAUUGUGGGUCGGGCAUGCUGAGUGUGAACUGGAGCCCCACGGAGGGAGCGGAGAUGUACAUGUUGGCCAUAGUUCCCGCCCAGGGCGACACGAUACAGGUGAACACCACGGACAACCACGUAUCGCUGGCCACGCUGAGCUGUGGAGUGAGUUACACAGUGGAGGUCCGCUCCUAUAACGGCAGCUGCAUCAGCGCACCCAGCUUCUCACGCCUGGUCCGAGAAGUGCCCUGUGUGCCGACCGGCCUGGCGGUGGAGCGUCACUGCGAGGACGGCUCGGCCCGCGUGACCUGGGAGGCCAGCCGGGGGGCCAUGAGGUACAGGGUGGUCGCCGUGGGCAGGAGAGGAGGCAUGAGGUCAGAGUGCAGCUCCGAGAACACCACGUGCCACCUGACCGACCUGCACUGCGGGGAAGAUUACGAGGUGACGGUGAUGGCGGUGGAUGACAUGUGCUCCAGCAUGCCGAGCGAGAGUGUCAUACUGAUGACCACACCCUGCCCGCCCACAGACGUGGUGGCACAGCUGAGCUGCAGCGAGGACACGGCCGCGCUGACCUGGGGCCCCAGCCACAAUGCCGUGUCCUACACGGGCACAGCCGUGGGCGAGGACGGGCACACGGUGACAUGCCAGUCCGCCACCUCGAGCUGCCAGUUGGGGACACUGCUCUGCGGCCAGGUCUACAACUUCACCGUCACCGCUAGCGAUGGCACCUGCUCCAGUCCCAGCGGCUACCCUCACACUCUGGAGACAGCGCCCUGCGCACCGGUCGGCGUUACGGCCAGCGUGGACUGUGACACCGAUGUCCUGGAGGUGUCCUGGAUGGAGGAGGACGAUGGGUCCCUGCAGUACCAGGUGGAGGUGACAGACGGCGGGUCCGUCGUGGGCUCCUGCAGCACUGACGGCUCCAACUGCACCGUGGACGGCCUGGGCUGCGGACACAUGUACAGCGUCGCGGUCACGGCCAACAACGGAGAGUGCACCGGGCCUCCCAACGCUCCAGUGAUGGUCAACACGGCUCCGUGUGUGCCAGAGGGGGUGCAAAUGGAAGUGGACUGCUCCACCAAUGACAUCGAGGCGUCGUGGAGCCCCUCAGCGGGGGCCAUGUCCUACACAGCCUACCUGUACAACGGGGACGGCUCCAGCGAGACCUGCACCAACACGGCUACGCACUGCACCUUCUCCGGCGCGAGCCUGACCUGCGCUCACACCUACACGCUCCGCGUCAUGGCGCACAACCGCGCCUGCAACAGCUCCCUCAGCCAGUCCGUCACCAUCACAACAGCCCCCUGCGAGCCUGAAAAUAUAGCAGUGACGCUGCACUGCCCUGAGGGCGAGGCCACAGUGUCGUGGAGUGCCAGCAUGGGUGCCACGGAGUACACCGCCCUGGCCCACUGCGACGGGAUGCCCAGCGCGGACCUCUGUCGUACCACCGGCCUCAGCUGUAACCUCAACAGUCUACCCUGUGGCACGGCGUGCAACAUCUCUGUCAUACCCGGGGACGCUGCCUGCAACGCCUCCACCACCUCCUACACCACCAUUCAGACAACUCCAUGCGCUCCGAUGAUGAACGAGGCCGUGUUGAACUGUUCCACCAAUGACCUCUACAUGUCCUGGAGCCCGGCCAAUGACGCGCUGAACGGCGUGAAGGUCACCGCGGUAACGCAACAGGGGGACACGGCCUCCUGUGAGACGCCCAAUAACGUGCAGUCCUGCGACCUGAUGGGGCUGCUGUGCGGGCGCACGUACGCCAUCACGGGGGUCGCCCGCGGAGACGACGACUGCGACAGCCAGCCCAGCCCAGCGCAGCACGUCACUACGGCUCCCUGCACCCCUGCCAACGUGGUGGCUGACUACACGUGUGGCACCUCCAUUGCGGUGCUGAGCUGGGACGACAGCGCAGGCGCCGAGAGCUUCUGCACGCGCGUGCGGAGCGAGGACCACGAGGACGGCUGCGUCACCACGGAGACCCACUGCUCCCUCACCUCGCUCAGGUGUGGCACCCUCUACAACGUCACCGUGGACGCCCUCGCCAGCCACUGCAACAGCAGCCAAGCCACCGCGCAGCUGGAGACAGCUCCCUGUGCGCCCGCCAACGUGAGCGCCAGCCUGGUGUGUGCCGACCGUAGCGCCAACGUGACGUGGUCCAGCAGCCCUGGCGCGGCGGGCUACAACGUGUCGGCGCGGGCACGGGACGGCGACAGCCGAGCGUGCCACAGCACGGGCAACAGCUGCGACCUGAGCGGCAUGCACUGCCACCAGACCUACCUCAUCAGCGUCACGCCCUACUCCCACACGUGCAGAGGGUUCACCAGCAUCGACUACACCUUCGUGGCAGGCCCCUGCCCCCCCACGGACGUGACAGUGUCCCUGCAGUGUGAGGGCAACAUUGGGACUGUCUCCUGGACACCAGCGUUGGCGGCCGACCUCUACGUUGCCACGGCGACAGCGGACGAUGGCCACACCCAUACCUGCAACAGCACGGGCACCAGCUGCGACUUCACCGACCUGCACUGCGGAGAGAGAUACACCGUCACCGUGGUUACCCACGAGCGCGGUUGCGUGAGCGAGCCCAGCCAGCCGGUUACUCUCGCCACAGGCCUGUGUCCUCCCACGAACCUCAUGGGCCACACCGCCUGCUCCACCAAUGACAUCACGCUGAGCUGGGACGCCAGCCCCGUGCCCGGCGUGCAGUACAUCCUGGAGAGCUUCCCCAACGUGUCGGUCACCACCGCCGACACCCGCCACGUGCUGCAGGGCCAGAGCUGCGGAGCCGACUUCGCGUUCACCGUCUCCGCCAAGGAUGCCACAUGCACCAGCGGCCCCAGCAUGCCCUUCAACAUCAGCGCAGUCCCUUGCCCGCCAACCGACGUGACCCUGAGCACCACCUGUGGCACCAUGCGUGCCAACCUCACCUGGGUGGCGGGAGCGGGUGCCACCUCCUACACAGCCAUUGCCACACGGCCACAUGGCCACACGGGCAUCUCCACCUGCACCACCAACGAGACGUCCUGCCAGCUGUGGCUGGAGUGCGGCCAGCACUACACCAUCACCGUCAUCUCCUCCAACCAGGACUGCAACAGCACCACCGGCACCUCUAUCGAAACAGACUCCCCCCCACCGGCACCACUCCUGUACGUCCUAUUCUUCCUGCAUAAAUGUCCACAAUCGUUUCCUACUUCCUCUCCUCUCCUCUCUUCAGCUCCGUGUCUACCCAGCGGCCUGCAUGCGGACAUGGACUGCAGUGCCAACUCGCUGGACGUGCAGUGGCACACGGACGGGAACCCCGACACCUACACAGCUGUUGCCAUGGCCACGGACGGCUCGCGCCUCACGUGCACCACCUCGGCCUCCUCCUGCACCAUCGCCAACCUGCAGUGCGGACAGGUCUACGGCAUCGCCGUCACCACCUCCGCCAUCGACUGCGAAGUCAUGGAUUCAGACUACAAGGUCCAGUCAGCCCCCUGCCCUGCUCAGACGCCAGUGGUGACCCGGGACUGCAUGACCAAUGACGCGCUGGUGACGUGGGACAACAGCAGAGCGGGCGCGGAGCAGGAGCACGUGGUGACGGCCGUCAGCUUCUAUAGCCAGCGGGUCACCUGCAACAGCAGCGAGACCAACUGCACCUUCAGCGGCCUGGGCUGCGGAGAGGAGUACAGCGUCAGCGUGACGGGCUACACCGUCAACUGCACUGCGGCCCCCAGCCCUACCACCAAAUUCCACACCGCCCCCUGUGUGCCCACCCGGGCUGGUGGCACCGUGGACUGUGACACUGGCAUCACCACGGUGACCUGGGACACCGCGCGGGGUGCCAGCAGCUACACGGUGUACGCCUACAGCAGCGGGCACAACGCCACCUGCACCAACACGGACGCCCACUGCUCCUUCGGCCAGUCGGAGCUGCAGUGUGGCCAGGACUACACGGUCAUGGUGGAGGCCUCUCAUGACGGCUGUGUCAGCAUGGUCAGCCAGCCAUUCAACAUCUCCACCGGCCCCUGUCCCCACUCCCACCUGCGGGUGGCGCUGAACUGCAGUGAUAACGUGGCGCUGUUGUCCUGGACGGGUGGCACGGGCAUGAUGUACUACAACGCCACGGCCGAGGGCACCACGCUGUCGCAUUUGGUCAGCACCUCCACGACGGGCACCAACGCCACCAUAGAGGGCCUGGAGUGCGGCCACAAGUACCGCUUCACCGUGGCCGGGCAGGGACGCACCUGCCCCAGUCCCGCACGCGAGUGGGUGGCCAGGCGGACAGCCUGCUGCGCGCCCACUGACAUGACGGUGCUGUCCUCGUGUCACUCGGACGUCCUCACGGUGUCCUGGUCCGCGUCCCGCGGCUCGCUGUCCUACAUGGCGGUUGCCGAGGGCAGCCUGGGUUACCGGGCAACAUGCAACACCAGCGGGUUGACCUGUGACAUCGUUGGCCUGGCGUGCGGUCAGACCUACACCGUGUACGUGGUGGGGGUGGACGACAACUGCAUGGGGGCCAGGAGCAAUGAAGAGACGGUGCAGAUUGCCCCUUGCACCCCGACCGCCGUGGCGAGCGAGCUGGUGUGUGACACGGGUCUCCUCAACAUCACCUGGGAGCAGCAGGGCGAGGCCAUUGGCUACCGCACCACCGUAACCAGCGGCGACGGCCAGGUGAUCCCCUGCGACUCGGAGGAGCCCGGGUGCGUGGUGCCCAGCCUGCCGUGUGGUCACACCUACCAGGUGACGGUGGUGGCACAGAACAGCGUCUGCAACAGCACCAGCAGUGCCACGCAUCAGGUGGUGGCAGCGCCGUGUCCACCGGACUCCAUGGAGGUGGAGGUGGCGUGCAUGUCGGGCGAGGUGACGGUCAGCUGGGCACCCGUUGUGCCGGGCGUGCUGUACGUGGCGGCGGCGGCGGAGAACUGCGAUGACGACAUCUACUUCACCUGCAACAGCACCGGCAGCAGCUGUAGCGUGAGCGGCCUCACCUGUGGCGCCGCCUACAACGUCACCGUGGUACCUGUCAGGGGCACCUGCGUAGGGGCGUACUACCCCGUACACAAGAUCAACACAGCACCCUGUGUCCCGCGUCUGGUGGAGGUGGAGAUGGACUGCCUAUCGGAUUCGGCCUGGGUGGUGUGGGAGGCGUCAAAGGGGGCAGAGUACUACACCGCCACGGCAACCAACUCUGACGGAGAGGUGUUCACCUGCAACUCGACUGAAAAUCAGUGUGCGGUACCCGAACUCCCCUGCAGUCGAUUCUACAACUUUACUGUCACCGCCUCCGACACGCAGUGCGAGAGCCCGCCCAGCAACCGCAUAGAGUCCGAAACAGCCCCGUGCCCUCCCCAGCAGGUGGAGACGGUGGUGGACUGUGUCAGUGGCACGGUGUUUGUGGAAUGGGAGGCCAGCGUGGGCGCGGUCAGCUACUCGGCCGCCCUGGAGAAGACCACGGGGGACAUCUCCUGCUGCCAUAACACCCUGCCCCAAUGCAACUUCCCCAACCUGGCCUGUGGCGAGAUGUACGUGGUCACCAUCACCGCCGAGGGACGCACCUGCAACAGCUCGCAGAGCAUGCCGCGCAUCGUCCGGACAGUGCCGUGUGUGCCACAGUCCCUGGUGGGCAGUGUGACGUGCAGUGACAACAUGGCCGUCUUCACCUGGAGCCUGACAGACCGAGGACACGUCUACCAGGUGACUGCGGUGAGCAAUGAGGGGCAUGCGUCCAGCUGUGAGACACACGAGGGCACGUGUGAGAUAAGUGACCUGGAGUGUGGACAGCUGUACAACGCCAGCGUGGUGGCCAAGGACAGCACCUGCUCCAGCUCUCCCAGCAACCCCGUCACCAUACGCACAGUGCCCUGCAUGGCCCAGAACGUGUCCCUUGCGGUGGACUGCCAGCUGAACCAGUUGAGUGUGACGUGGGAGGAGAGCAUGGGCGCUGACUCCUACAUAGCUAACGUGAUGGACAGCGAUGGCCGAUCCACUUCCUGCCAGGUCAUGACCUCUGACCCCAUCGACCCCUACUACCCCGGCAUGGAGUCCUGCAACAUCACCGACCUGGCCUGCGGACAGAUCUACCACGUCAGUGUCACGGCCUCUGACGGAUACUGCGACAGCGCGCCCACCGACACCGUCAAAACACACUCAGUGCCCUGCAUGCCGCGCAACAUCGAGGCGGUGAUAGACUGCGAGACAAACUCUGCGCUGGUGUCAUGGCAGCCGGCGACGGGGGCAGAGUCCUACGUGGCAGUGGGGCAAAGCAUGCUGGGACACGAGGUAGAGUGCCAGACCACCGAGACCAACUGCGAGCUCAUGGCACUGUCCUGCGGGGACAGCUACACCAUCACCGUCCGCGCCAUCGGGGACACGUGCUCCAGCGAGGCCAUGAUGCCCGGGCAGCUCAUCACCGGUCCGUGUGUGACCCAGAACGUGGCCAUCGACUACACCACCAUCUCCAUUGGCCUGGUGUCGUGGGACAGCAGCAGGGGCGCCGACUCCUACAUGGUGGAGGCGGUGACGGAGCAGGGCCUGACGGCCACCUGUAACGGCACGGGGACCGACUGUGUCCUCCACGAUCUGCACUGCGGAGAGACCUACAACGUCACCGUCACCGCCGUCAACGAGGUGUGCGGGGAGCAGGCCGUCUCCCAGAUGGUGGCCUUGAUGACAGAGCCGUGCCCGCCGCGCAACGUGCAGGCGCGUGUGGAGUGUGCGUCGGACUCUGCCUGGGUGUCGUGGGAGGCCAGCGUGUUUGCCACAGGCUACGAGGCCAUCCUGGAGGGACGCAACGGCCACACCACCACCUGCUACACCACGGGGACCGCCUGCAACGCCCCCGGGCUCCAGUGCGGAACCAUCUACGUCACCUUCGUACGCGCCACCGGCCACCACCUCAACAGCUCUGACAGCACCCCCGUCCUGCUCACCUCAGCUCCCUGUCCGGUGAGUGUCUCGAGUGUGGCCAUAGAGGUGGACUGUGAGGACGACUCUGCCGACGUCAGCUGGGAUUUCAGCGACGGGGCCACGUCGUAUCUGGUGGAGGCUGUGAGUGUGGACGCGGGCUACCGGGCCGAGUGCAUGUCGGCAGAGAACCACUGCAACCUGACGGAGCUGGAGUGCGGACAGACCUACGCAGUCAGUCUCACCGCCAUCAACGACAACUGCCAAGCCACCUCAGAAUCAGAAGUCACCUUCCAGACACGCCCAUGUGACCCCCAGCGUGUGAGUGUGGAUCUGCAGUGCGGUACCCGCACAGCUACGCUGACCUGGGAGAUGGAGGAAAGUGUGGAGUAUUACGUGGCCAGUGCCACCUACAGCUCAUCCGUGGAAGAGCUGAACUGCACCACCACCGGCUCCACGUGCGCGUUCCCAAAUCUGGAGUGUGGACGCACCUACUACUUCACUGUGACCGCCCACGGCAGCGACUGCGGCAGUUACGCCAGUACAACUGUGGAGAUUGACACCGAGCCGUGCCCACCUGAAGAGGUGAUGGUUCAGGAGCUGUCCUGCAACAACGACACGGCCAUGCUGAUGUGGAACGCCGCCAGAGGAGCGUCCUUCUACAGCGUCACGGCAACCGGCAACCUGGGAUACGUGAACGCCUUCAGGACCAAUGACACGGAGCUGUGGGUGGAGCUAUUGUGCGGACAGACGUACACCUUCAGUGUGGUGUCGCACAGUGACAGAUGCAUCAGCCCGCCAAGCUUCUCGCCACCUGUCACAAGCACCCCGUGCAUGCCUCUGCACAUCGAGACGUACAUCGAGUGCGAGAGCAAGGUGGGUGCGGUCAGCUGGUCGUCUAGCGACGGAGCAGACUUCUACACGGCGAUCGCCAUAGACCAGGAGGGCCAGCAGCAUGUCUGCAACAGCAACACCACCAGCUGCACCUGGGACGACCUGCGCUGCGGACAGCUAUACGAAGUACAGGUGGUGGCCAAUGACAUGAUGUGCACCAGCCCCCCCAGCAACGUCACACUCAUACACAUGGACCCGUGCAUCCCUGAGGGCCUGAUGGUAGAGUUUGACUGCAGCAUGCGCGUGGGCACCCUCCGGUGGGCUGGCAGCGCCACUGCGGAGGAGUACGUGGUGGACGCAGUGGCUGAUGACGGCCACCAUGUGUCACUGUCCACCCUCGACACCUGGGCGUCCAUCUCGGAGUUCCGCUGUGGCCAGGACUACUAUCUCACGGUCAGCGCCGUCGGACGCAACUGCACCAGUGAACGCAGCCCGCCGACGGUGCUAGUGACAGAGCCCUGCCCCGCCACCAUGGUCUCCAGCUACAUGGACUGCAUGUCCAACAUCGCGGUGGUGUCGUGGGCGCCGAGCGCCGGCGCCGAGUACUACAUGGCCAUCAUGAAGGGCCCCGACGGCAUCUCGGACAGCUGCCUGUCCACCGAGCAGAGCUGCGGCGUCUCCAAGCUGCUGUGCGGCGAGGCCUACACCGUCACCGUCGUCGCCGCCAACCGCCAGUGCAACUCCACCGCCAGCGAGGAGGGACGCCUCAACGCCGUGCCCUGCGUGCCGCUGAACGUGUCCGUGGAAGUGCUGUGCGAGAGCAGCCGUGGCGAGGCGCAGGUGACCUGGACGGCCACCCAGGGGGCGGUGAAGUACCACGCCAUGGCCCAGAGCGACUACGGGGCGCCGGCCAGCUGCGAGAGCACCGAGCCCCACUGCACCCUGGAGGGGCUCACCUGCGGAGAGCUGUACCGCGUGCAUCUGGUCUCCGUCGGGGACAACUGCACCAGCCUGCCCAGCCAGGCGGUAGAGUUCCGCACAGUUCCCUGCGUGCCAGUGAUCACAGUGGGCACCCUGGACUGCUACAGCCAGUCUAUGCUUCUGGAGUGGGCGUAUGCCCGCGGCGCCGAGCUCUACCAUGGCCUGGCACAGGCUCCCAAUGGGCACACCGCCACAUGCUCCACCAACUACACCAACUGUGAGCUGGGCCCGCUGGACUGUGGGCAGGCCUACACCUACACCGUCACUGCCUCCGACCAGCAGUGUACCAGCCUGCCCAGUGCCAGCCUUACCAUGGACUCGGUCCCCUGCCCACCCGCUGGCGUGGCCACGAGUCUGAACUGUGACGACGACACGGCAACGGUGACGUGGGACGCGAGCAGCGGGGCGGUUUCCUAUAUGGUGAACGCCAUCGGCUGGGAGGGUCACGUGACUGGAUGCAACACCACGGAGACGCAGUGCGAGCUGCCGGAGCUCCUGUGCGGCUACAACUACAACGUCACGGUCACCGCCGUCAGUGGCACCUGCAACGUCUCCGAGAGCGCCAUCACGCUGCUCCACUCAGUGCCCUGUGUCCCAGAGGGCGACGGCCUGACUGCGGACCUGGACUGUGAGACGGGGGAGGUGUCGGUGUCCUGGGAGCCCAGCGUGGGUGCCACGGAGUACACGGCAGUGGCGGACGCGGGUGUGGGCUACCCCUCCGAGUGCACCAGCAUGGGCACCACGUGCCAGUUUAGCGACCUGCUGUGUGGCAUGACCUACAGCAUCAAGGUUUCCGCAUCAGAUGGCACCUGCUCCAGCCUGUUCAGCUCCACCAUCACCAUUGACACAGUCCCAUGCGGGCCUCAGAACGCCAGUGCCCAUGUGGACUGUGCCAACGGUGUGGCCUCGGUGUCGUGGCAGGAGAGCGAGGGUGCGACACAGUACACCGUGGAGGCGGUGGCGCCUGACGGAGACCGCUUGACGUGCCAGAGCAACACCACCAACUGCCAGCUGGGCGUCCUCAAGUGUGGCCAGGUGUACAACGUCACCCUGCGCGCCGGCGACAACCACUGCGGCAGUGCUACCACCUUCCUUAAAGCGCAGGCUGUCCCCUGCGUGCCCACGGGCAUGGCGGUGGCGCUCGAGUGCGAAAACAUGAUGUGGGAGCGCUCGGUGGCGGUCACCUGGGAACACGCCAGCGGCGCCACGGGGUACAUGGUGCACGGGACGGGCGCCGACGGGCACCGCGUCAACUGCAGCACGGGCCUGGGCGUCACCCACUGCGAGCUGGAGGAACUGCGCUGCGGCCAGCAGUACCAGGUCUCCGUCUGCUCCGUGGACCAGCAGUGCAGCAGCGUGGACAACGCCAAUAGCGUCAUUGAGACGGCCCCGUGUCCUCCGCAGGACGUCACCGUCACCUCCAAUUGCCAGGAGCGCUCCAUCGUGGUGACGCGCACGCCCCAUCCCGGGGACAACCUGCACGUGGCCCUGAACGCGCACAAGGGCACCUCCAAGUCCUGUUUGUCCCCUUCCGACUCCUGUACUUUCACAGACCUGCCCUGCGGCCACUCCUACACUGCCGUGGUGACCGCCUUCAAAGAUGGCUGCAAGAGCGCCGAGAGCCAGGAAUUCGAAGUGUCCACAGCUCCAUGCGUGCCCUACCAAUUCCACGGCAGUCUGGACUGCGUCACCAACUCGGUGUGGGUUGGCUAUGAUGAGGCCCUGGGGGCGACUUCUUACACGGCAUUGGCUAUCCGGCAGGGAGGCGGGGCCAACAGCUCCUGUAUGUCCAAUGAGCUAAGCUGUAACGUGGCCGACUUGGGCUGCGGUGUGAGCUAUGACUUUAGCCUCACCGCCUCCAACGCACACUGCAGCACGCCCAGCAAUACGACCUUCACGAUAGAGACAGCCCCGUGUGGCCUGGAUCAGAUCAAGACCACCUCUGAGUGCCACAGCAGCUCCAUCCUGGUGGAGUGGGAGAUGAGCGAGGGCAAGACGCUGUACGUGGCGACGGCGGAGGCGAAGCACGACCGCUCGCUGCUGAUGUGCAACAGCACGGACACCUCCUGCAGCCUGACCGACGCCCAGUGCGGCACCGAGUACACCAUCAUCAUCUCCACCGAGUCCGACAAGUGCAGCAGCCUCAGGAGCCCGCCCAAGAAGAUGCACACGGCCCCGUGUGCCCCGACGAACGUGAGGACCGAGGAGGUGUGUGAGCACAAUGGCGUGAGGGUGACAUGGGACGCCUCUUACGUGGCCAACUCUUACAUGGUGACGGCCACGGGGCCAGAUGGGGACAUAAGCACCUGCAACAGCACGGUGAAUAACUGCACCAUAUCGGAUCUGAUCUGUGGCACGGCUUACGUCAUCACCGUCACCUCCACCGGCGACAACUGCACCAGCCCUCCGAGCGCACCGGUCACCUUCCAUUCAGUGCCUUGUGACCCAGAGGAUGUGAGGGUGGAGGUGGACUGCAACAGCCACUCAGCUAAGGUAUUGUGGCAGGCCAGCGCGGGGGCAGUGCAGUACAUGGCCUGUGCCGAGACCACAGAUGGCAACCGCCUGUACUGCUCAACCACGGACACGCACUGCACCAUCGACAACCUGCUCUGCGGAUCCAUCUACAACUUCAGCGUGCAGGCCACCGACGGGGUGUGCAACAGCUCUCUCAGCCCGCCAGAGGAGCAGGGUGUCGCGCCUUGCCCUCCAGCCACGGUGAGCGUGAGGGUGCGAAGAGUAGACGACAUGGACCUGGUUAUGGUGUCCUGGAGUGCGGUGCCGGACUGCCCGGGCGUGGAGUACCUGAUGACCAUGACGGGCAACAUCGAGGACGACCCAGACCAGGGCAUAGCGAUCACCUCCUACUGGCUGGAGAACACCUUCUUCGAGAUGCCGCUUCCCUGUGGAACAGCCUUCAACGUCACAGUGGAAGCGCGUAACACAGCUGGAACCAGCCCCCCGUCGGCACUCGUCCCGGGAAUGACAGUCCCGUGUACCCCCACUGGUUUCCGUGCGGUGGGUAAUAAUGUGUCGGCGGUGCUGGAGUGGGAUGCGUCGGCGCUGGCAACUGAGUACACGGUGUACCUGGGGCCGCCUCAGGGCGAGUUGGUGCUGUGCAACACACCUACUCUCACCUGCACGGUGGCCAAUGUGCCGCUGGAGGAGCUGCAACUGACGGCCAGCAACGCGGUUGGAGAGAGCAAUGCCACCACACUCAGCAGCGGAUCCCGUCGCCGAAGAGAUCUUAGAGAAUCGCAUAUGAUGGCCAGUCUGCUGGAGGACGACGUGCUAGUCACCCCUCAGCCGCGGGUCACGGUGGUUACGGGAGGCUGGCUGCAGCUGGAGUGGCCGUCGGUGCAAGGGGCGUCCUACUACACGCUGAUCGUCAGGGAGGACGGGACCUCUCGGCCCCCGCGGGAGGUGCUGACCGUCUACGAGGAGGUGGCCACAGUCACCGAGCUGAAGGCUGCCACCCGCUACUGCCUCACCCUCUCUGCCAAGAACUCCAUCGCCCAGAGCGCCUACUCCGCCCCUGUCUGCGUUACCACCGGUGUCACGCAGUAACACACACACACACUUGCGCACAUAAACACACACGCACACACACAAACAUACAGUCACUGUAGGACUGUGCCAGGGGGAGAGAGUAUGUGACAAGCGAAAAGCAAGCGAAAGGAAGGAAUGGACUGGACACAUUUUGCCACCCUACUUUGUCCCUCUUAGAAGCAGAGCUGAUGAUUGGUCAAGGCAACACAAUGUACAUAUAGCAGUGGUACUGUGUGAGGUAUGGACCGGUGGCUGUGAGAGGGAAGGGAGGGAGAGGAGGGGAGGGGAGGGAGGCUACAUUUCUAUAAUGCAUACGUAAGGCCACACCCCAUUCGUAAUACACAGGCCCUGUCCCUGCCCUGAACACAUCUACUCUCUCUCUCUCUCUCUCUCUCCCUCCCUAUUUGUGCAUGUAUGAGAUUAGAUCUUCCUUGCAAAUUCAAUUGGGCCAAUUGUUAAGUUUGAAAGAUGUAUAACUAGUAAUAUUAAAAAAGAAAAAAGGUGAUAUGAUAAUAAAAAAGCAAUAGAUUACUGAAUUUGUUAUAUUUUUACGAUAAAUGUGAAGAGAGGUCAAAUUUAAUGCUAUUAUUCAGAAACUAGAUGUAUGAUUUUGCCAAACCCUGUGAGAUGAUUAAUUUCUAUGAAACUGUCCUUAUAAACGAAAUGAGUCACUUUAUAUAUAGUUUAAAAUGUCAGUUAUAUUUGAUUUCUUUUUUCCCUUUGGGUGAAUAUUCCUCCAUUUCCUGUAUUUAUCACAAAUGCCUAUAUUUUUAAAUCAGCCACACACUGAGAACGCUGUCCUCUGUAACAAUAGAUCCGUUCCAUAUGUUCACUGUCUUUUUUUUCUGACUGUCUCAAUCAAGUAUGUACAUUCAGAUAGCUAGAGAGCAAAAUAAUAAAUUUGUAGUGUAUCAAUCAUGACUUUGUAAACCACACAGUAUAUUUUCUAUUUCAUGUACAAUAUGACCUUGUCUCAUUUUGUGUGAACA
Molecule: messenger RNA, 15548 nt
Organism: Engraulis encrasicolus (European anchovy)
Lineage: Eukaryota; Metazoa; Chordata; Actinopteri; Clupeiformes; Engraulidae
Gene: fndc7b
Exons: 62
Coding region: 1-14577 (4858 amino acids)
Molecular function (GO): protein binding
Source: RefSeq, a predicted model, not a curated record